Cooperia oncophora is the source of this 282-nucleotide messenger RNA. The record is from the annotation of a GenBank genome assembly. Lineage: Eukaryota; Metazoa; Nematoda; Chromadorea; Rhabditida; Trichostrongylidae.
AUGCGCAAUGAACAAUCAAGCCAAGAUAAGUUCUUUCAGGUCUUGAGCGCCAAAACUCAAGUCGUUGCUGGAGUCAAACACGUUUUUGAAGUGCUGUUCGGAGAGUCAUCUUGCAAGAAAGGAGAUUUCCUAGCAGCCGAGCUGACUUCAGCAAAUUGUCAAGCAAAGGAAAAUGGAAGACGAGUCAUUUACGAAGUCACUCUCUGGGAGAAGCCAUGGGAAAACUUUGAGCAAUUCAACGUGAAGAAAGUGAGAACCCUUGCUGCAGGAGAGCAGGUCUAA